AUAAUUAGUACAUGUACCAAUUAAUCUUUUUACAAAAUGACGACCAUGAUGACCACCGUUAGAAACAAGACAUUUUCCGGUGUCGGAAACCUAAUAAAGCUCCUCCCAACCGGCACCGUCUUCACAUUUCAAUUCUUGAACCCGGUGUUGACCAAUAGAGGCAACUGUACAACCGUCAACAGGUACCUCACAUCCGCCCUCAUCACCGUGUGUGGCCUUUCUUGCAUCUUUUCGUCCUUCACCGAUAGCUACGAAGAUGAAGAUGGAACCAUCCAUUAUGGAAUCGCUACCCCUAAAGGCUUUUGGCCAUCUCCUACAUCAUCUUCAGUGGAUGUUUCCAACUACAAGCUUCGGAUCGGAGACUUAGUGCAUGCAACUUUCACGGUGGUGGUUUUCGCGGUUGUGGCUUUGUUGGAUGAGAAUACGGUGGAGUGUUUGUACCCAUCGUUUGAGACGAAUGAGAAGAUGUUGAUGAUGGUGGUGCCACCGGUGAUUGGAGCUGUUUCAUCGACGGUGUUUAUGGUUUUCCCAAAUACACGCCACGGAAUUGGGUACCCAGCGACAAGCCAAAGCCAGGAGGAGAAGGCGUGACACAUAUGAACCAUGCAUGUAUAUGUAUAUAUAUGUCGUUCGAAAUAAUAUACCGUUUUUCUGUUUUGAUUUCAAAUGUAACAUAUUUUCGAAAUUGAUGAUGAAUGUAUUUGAUAUGUAACAAGAAUGAAAUGAUAUACGAGUAUUAAAAUUUUUUAAUGACCAUA
Molecule: messenger RNA, 758 nt
Organism: Erigeron canadensis
Lineage: Eukaryota; Viridiplantae; Streptophyta; Magnoliopsida; Asterales; Asteraceae
Product: protein DMP2
Exons: 2
Coding region: 37-591 (184 amino acids)
Biological process (GO): endomembrane system organization
Source: RefSeq, a predicted model, not a curated record